Messenger RNA from Chelonoidis abingdonii (Abingdon island giant tortoise), 789 nucleotides. Lineage: Eukaryota; Metazoa; Chordata; Testudines; Testudinidae. The record is from RefSeq and is a predicted model, not a curated record.
AUGGCGGUCGCGAAAUCUCCAGCGGUUUAUUCCAGCGCCAGGGCACGAACUCUGCCCGUGCGCCCCGGCGGGCUCCGAGCUCGCCGAGCCGAGCCCGCGGCCAGCAGGAGCAAGGGGCCGACGCCGCUCAUGGAGCCAUCCGGCCUGGCGAAGUUCCGGGGCGAAGUUUGGGGACGCGGGCGGCAGCCUCCGCCGGAGCGAGCCGGCCAAGCUCCGCUCCCCGCACGGUCCUCGGUCCUCCUGCGCCUCCCCCGGCCGCGGUGCGGGCAGGCAGCGCCGGGCUCCGCAGGGGCUUGGGGGGUGGAGGGCGCUGGGCCCCCGCCGCAGCCCCCUGCCCCGCAAUGCGCGCGCUGCUCGCUGCGCUCCAACUUUUCCGGCAAUGCAAAAUCCACAGCUCGUCCCCCGCAGAGCCCCGGUCGGGUCCGCCGCCAGCCGGGGCGCGAGAGCCGGAGCCGGAGCCGCCGCGGUGGCAGUGCAAAGCAGGCGGCAGCUGGUCUCCACAGCGAGGACGAGCCGCUCUCCGGAGCCUGCGAGGCGAGUCAGCAGCAGAGCAACCCCUCACCGCGCAUCUCCCGAUCCCCCCUCCCUGCCAGGUUUCCCCGAUCACGUGGUUUCCCCGGAGCCGCCGCCGCCGCCUCCCCCGGACUCCGGGGCCCCGCGCCACGAUCCCAGCCACGGCCCGCGCUGGGCUCCGUUACAAAGCCCAGGGCGCGAGGCGCGCCCCCCGGGUCCGCUGCCCGUGCCGAGGAUGCACCGUGUGCAGGUCCCCGGGCGCUGCAGGACAUUUAA